This is a messenger RNA of Uloborus diversus, 784 nucleotides long. It is a transcript of the gene PDCD-5, whose product is annotated as programmed cell death protein 5-like. Gene Ontology annotation, cellular component: cytosol; nucleus. The transcript is spliced from 5 exons. NCBI's taxonomy places the organism in Eukaryota, Metazoa, Arthropoda, Arachnida, Araneae, Uloboridae. Gene Ontology annotation, molecular function: DNA binding. The record is from RefSeq and is a predicted model, not a curated record. The coding region runs from base 30 to 416 and encodes 128 amino acids.
CCAGUUGUGUUCAGAAUUUUGAAAACAUCAUGGACGACGAGGAAUUGCAAAUCCUUCGAGCUAAACGUUUAGCAGAGCUGCAAGGACAGCACAAUCCAGGUGCUCCUGGAAACCAAGCAGCAGCAGAAGAGCAAAAAGCGAAGGAAGAGGAGUUUAGAAAUACUAUUUUGACUCAAGUACUAUCAAAAGAAGCUCGAAGUCGAUUGAGCACAAUUUCUAUUGCAAAGCCAGAAAAUGGUAAAAUGUUAGAAAAUAUGAUAAUCAACAUGGCUCGAACAGGUCAAAUACGAUCACAGCUUGAUGAUAAAGAAUUUGUUCAUCUUUUGGAAGAAGUGAAUCGUCAAAUCAAACAUAAUACUCCCACUGUUAAGUUUGACAGAAGAAGAGCUGCUGUAGAUUCAGAUGAUGAUUAUUGAUGCUGAUGUUUGACUUAUGUAAAAAUCACACUGCAAUUCUCUGAAAUCAUGGCAUUUUUUUUCCUAAUUCUGAAUUUAACUGAUUUUUUGCUUUUCCAUGAAUUGCAUAUAAAUUGCUUGCCAUCUUAAUCACCAAACUUGUUGGUAAAAAGCUUUAUGUACUAAUACUGUAUGUACUUUUAAAAAAGAUAAAUAUGUAAAAAUUAUCUUAACUUUCCAAAUAUCAUGCCUAUAGAAAUAAUGUCAAAACAACAUUAGAAUCGUAGAGCCCACUGUUUCUGAAAAUUCAUAUUCACUUUUGUAUUAUUUUCUACAUAAUUACAUGUACAGUUUUAUGUAUGAAAUAAAGUUUUGAAUUUAAUGUGUAA